UUAGUUCAUAUUCAACAAUAAUAACACAAUACGAAUUCUUCCAUGGAAACGUAAAAUAAAUUAAAGAAUUUUCAAGUCAAGAACACCCAGUUACAAGUUAAAUUCCACAGUAAAAAAAUUCUAGUACUACAUUUAUAAAAAGAUGGCUGCUCCUCCCCCUCCCCCCGGUGGUCCACCAAUGCCCCCUGGAACUCGUGCCACACUUACUGCACAACAAGCGAUGCCACAAGUCAUGGCUGCACCAGCCGGUGGAGACAAAGAAACAAAGGAUAGGAAGGACAAGAAGAAGAGGAGGAGAAGAGACCGUUCUUCGUCCUCUUCAUCGAGUGAAGAUGAGUGUAAAUGUCCUCCACAACAGCCCGCCACCCAAAUCUUCAUCACACCUCCGGGUAUGCCACCGCCCCCACCACCUUCUGGAAAUUCUGGUUGCUCCUGCUGUGAUGCCAUUACCUGUUCAGAGAGAGGAGGAGGUAAAGGUGGAUCAAGCCAGGAUUAUACUGACCCAGCUAAGCUGUGCCAGCUUCAGUGCUUCAAGGGACAGGGUCAAGAGGACACGCAGACCCAGGUCAUCUGCUGUCCUCCCGUGUCUUGCAACGGUUACCAAAAAAAGAAGAAGAAGCGCCAGCAAGAGACCCGAAGAUGCUGUCAGUGUGGGGCAGACCCAGACGAACGUCCUAAGCCGAAGAGGCCGCAGUACGGUAACACAGAGGGGAUGAUGCCAGCCUCUCAACAGUUCCUAAUGUUCCUGCAGGCCUACGGGCUGGCUGCGGCACUCAUCCGGGACAGGAACCGGCGAGAGGAUGAGAGGGCGGAGAAAGAGAAAGAGAGGGAGAGGGAGCGGGAGCGGGAGGAAAGGGAGAAGGAAUCAGAAGCUCGGAACAAAAGCAGAAAGGAGACCAGGAGUCCCGAUGAAGGUAGGAAGGGUUCGGGUAAAGGGAAGAAAAAGUCAGCAGCUUAACAACAUUAAAUUGAUUAAUUAAUUUUCCAUCUAA
This is a messenger RNA of Homalodisca vitripennis (glassy-winged sharpshooter), 992 nucleotides long. RefSeq lists its product as uncharacterized. The transcript has 4 exons. Gene Ontology annotation, biological process: actin filament polymerization. The record is from RefSeq and is a predicted model, not a curated record. The coding region runs from base 143 to 958 and encodes 271 amino acids. Gene Ontology annotation, molecular function: microtubule binding; actin binding. NCBI's taxonomy places the organism in Eukaryota, Metazoa, Arthropoda, Insecta, Hemiptera, Cicadellidae. Gene Ontology annotation, cellular component: cytoplasm; actin filament.